AUGCAGCGAACAAGAGACGAAAAUGAUAGGGGUGGAAGGGACGAACAACUGAGCAGUGAAGACGUUGCUAAAAUUAUCAAUGACUCCAUGGCAUACGUAGUGGAAGCCAACAAUAAAAAAAAUAUUAUCGAAAUAAAAAAUGACCUGGAAUAUAUUAAAAAUAUAAUUCACAAUGACAUUAUUAAGAUAUUAAAAAAAAACGCACAGGAGUUUAUGUGUCUCCCGUCCAACUUAAAUCUGAUGGAAAAAAUGAUGCCCCCCUUAAAGAAAGAGGUGGAAUUGUCCAGGACGUUUGUUCACCUCCUGCUUAGAGAAGUGCUGCACAUUCGUACAAAUAAUUAUCAACUGAUAGAAGACAAAAUAAACAUGUCAUUUUUAAAAAACGUCUUAAUGAAUAACGUACAGGUGGAACAGCUACUGACCAAGUUACACAAAAAAAUAAAAAUGCUAGAUCAAAAUAAACAGUUUUUAUCACUAGUAAGUAUGUAUAAUGAAUUGCACAGAAAGGACAUUAACUUGGAAAAAGCAAAACAGUUUCUUAUCGAACAUGUUAGCAUCAACAACUUUAAUUUCUUUUUUUACGUGAUCGAAAAAAUUGUCCUUGUUGCCAAAGCGACGUGGGAAAUAAAGGCCCUGUUAUAUAAUAAUUACAAAAGCAUUUUCAAAAUAGCUAGCUCAUUACGUGCUUGGAAUAACCUCCUCGAUAAAUAUGGAAGAGCAUCCGAAUGUAGCGAAGACGUCAUUUAUUCUGCUAAAAAUAACUCGAUUAAACAUAUGAACGAAUGUUUAAGAACGAUUAUGAGUGAGAUUGGUUCGCACCUGCAUCGGUUGUCUUAUGUAUUUCUGAGAGUGGUGAAGGACGCCCUCCCUGUGCACAGCGGGGGCGACGCUACUGGCAACUUCAUUCUAGACCAGUGUUUGCAUGGAGUUGUUACUGCCUCUUACUUGCUCGACCAGAUGGACGCCUUCACUGAUUUGUUUCGCGAGAUCUUUGUGGACAGCCUGGCACACAUCCCGUUCGAGUCCUACGACGUCUUCCUCACACACGCGAGACGGCACCUACUGGAAGACGAACGCGUAGAACAAAUAAACAGGUGCGUGGACGAAGUAGACCCCGGUGCGUUGUUCUGCGCCAAGGGAAUUGUGCAGAGCCUGCUGCAAAUCAUCAAGAGGAAGUUCCCGGAAGUUUUUCUCCUCACCCACUGCGACAACUUCAUCGAAAAUUACACCAAAACAGCUAGUUUUCUGAACGAAAUUAAAAAAAAAAAAAAAAAAAAAAAGUAUGAACAGUUCAUAAUUUCUGAACAUGUUCAUAAUUUUCUAAAGAAUUUCGAAAGGGAAGCAUACGCACAGUACAUCCUCAAUGUGCUGGAAAAUAAGAUAAAUGAAAAUUGCAAAAAUGUAAUACUGUUCGAUAAAAAAUAUAUAUUUGAUGACAAGUUUUACUGGCUAAAGGAAACCAUUAAUUUGAUUAAAAUUUUUAAAAUUCUCUUUACGAGCAAGUAUUACAUUCCAAGUUCGCUUCCGACUUAUCUGGCCUUCAUUUGUAAGCACUUUAAAAAUUACAUAGACAAUGUGGAAUCCUUUUUGCUUUUCCUGCGAGAAAAUCGGAACGCCAAAAUUUUUGGCACGGACAGAACGCGAUUCAAUUGGAGCCCGACGCUCAGCUACAACAGCGUGGGGUUCAUCCUGUCCGACUUGAUGUCCUUACGGAGCAUAUUUCAAGUGGGGACAGGAGCGCGCGCGCUUUUGAAAAGGGGAAAAUUGGGAGGAAGCACCAGGGUAGAAGCGAAAGAAGUGAAUUUAUCAGAAGAGGUGAUUGCAGGGGGACCAGCGGAUGGAGCUUGCGCGAUGGACGAAGCGGGAGAGGAGACCAACUCUGCGCUUCCCAAACGUGUGAGCAGCACCAUGGGUGAUGUGCCCACGUGGAUGUUUACAAAAAUACUGUCUGACUGUGCAGGUGUUUAUUCGGAGGUAGAGCACAGCGAUGAGGACAACUCAGCUGGGGAGACCGACAACGCUUCCUCUACCUCUUGCUCAUACUCCAGCUGCGAUGACAGCAUCAAGGAAGUCGUGACGCAGGAGAUGGGAACCCCGUUAGGGAAGUGGCACUACUGGCUCAGCGUCGAAAGUGGUUUGUCUUUCCCCCCCAGGGAUAUCGAGCUAGCCGCCCACAUGAAGAACAAAGUGACCCAUGAACAGAGUGCUGAUGCUGAUCAGGAGAAUAAGGAAAAGGUUGCUGAACACGCACACGUGGAAGUGCACAUUUCUACCAACUAUAACGAUCGGGGAGAUACUACCAAUGAAGGGAAGGUCAAAAAUAGAAGCGAUAGUUGCACCGCCCACGGGAGUGACACCGAGCUGCACGAACUGGGCAAAGCAAACAGAAACACCCUCAAGGAAAAAAAAAAACAAAUGAAGAUCCAUUUACAAAUAUGCAAAAAAAAAAAAAAAAAAAAAAUACAAAAUCAUGUAAACUGUAUAGUAGGUUUUCUUAGGACCCUAUCUGACAUUGUCCUAAACACAGAAAAGGAAUUUCAGAAUUUUUUCAUCGACAAAAUGUUCCAUAUAUGUUCGAGCUUUUUGGUUUAUUUGCACUCCCUCCUGGUCAUGUACAAAAUAACCAACAAGCGGAUGCCUGAAAAGCCUAGCGAGCAAGUGGAGAAGAUCCUCCUCCCCCUCAUUUCUUUUAAAACAUUUUACGAAGGUAUCAUCGCGCAGGCGAUUGUCGAGGAUAUCAUUUCAAGAAUCGUCGAUCGGAUAAACGACUACUACCUUCAAGAGAUAAAGAACCUCAUUAAUGUCAAAAUUGACGAGCAGAAUAAGCGCAUCAUGAAGCUCAACCUGGAGGACCCCUUAAAAGAUGAGGAUACCCCGUACGAGGAAAAAAUACGAAGGCAAAUUUAUUUGGACGUUUGCCACUACGCCAAAAUGUGCGAGGAGAACUUCAAAAUAAACGCAGAAACGAGCGCAAGCAUGAACGCAUUAGUAAGUCACUUGUCAUUUAAGGAAUAA
Messenger RNA from Plasmodium fragile, 3015 nucleotides. RefSeq lists its product as uncharacterized. NCBI's taxonomy places the organism in Eukaryota, Apicomplexa, Aconoidasida, Haemosporida, Plasmodiidae. Gene Ontology annotation, cellular component: membrane; COG complex. The record is from RefSeq and is a predicted model, not a curated record. Gene Ontology annotation, biological process: protein transport; intra-Golgi vesicle-mediated transport; Golgi organization. The transcript is spliced from 7 exons. Bases 1 to 3015 code for a protein of 1004 amino acids.